Phragmites australis (common reed) is the source of this 2605-nucleotide messenger RNA. RefSeq names its product exocyst complex component EXO70B1-like. The coding region runs from base 280 to 2181 and encodes 633 amino acids. Gene Ontology annotation, biological process: exocytosis. Gene Ontology annotation, molecular function: phosphatidylinositol-4,5-bisphosphate binding. Gene Ontology annotation, cellular component: exocyst. Lineage: Eukaryota; Viridiplantae; Streptophyta; Magnoliopsida; Poales; Poaceae. The transcript has a single exon. The record is from RefSeq and is a predicted model, not a curated record.
CUGCCUAGUCCUCGCGAGUCCAAACAACACACAGGCCGCAUAAACAAAGCAGAGGCUUGCCUGUCUUGCGCCACCGGGGGCACCAGCACAGGGCGGAGUCAGCUCGCCUCGCCUCGCAGUCGCCUCCACUACAAUAUCACUUCCCCCCGCCUCCGCCCCGUGCGCCAUCGCGCAUAUCCACGCGCGCGCGCCCACACGUGCGGCUCCCCGGAUUCGCGCCGCCGCGGCAGCCAGCUUCGGAUCGAGGAGGAGGCGAGGAGUCAACCCAGCAAGCCGGCCAUGGAUGGAUCGGCCGCGGAGCUGGAGGCGGCGGAGCGGGUGGUGAUGCGGUGGGACUCGGCCUCGGCGUGGGGCGGCGCGGACGAGCGGAUGCUGUUCGACGGCGGCGGGGAUCGUGCCGAGGCGAACCGGUUCCUCCGCGCCGUCGACGACCUCCGCCGCCUCGCGCCGCCCUCGCCCGCGGCCGUCGGGAGCCCGCGCCGCCUCUCGUCGUCGUCGGGUUCCUCCGCGGCGGGGUCCGGCGCCGUGCAGGUCGCCAUGGUGCGGCUCGAGGACGAGUUCCGCCACGUGCUCUCGUCCCGUGCCCUCGACCUCGAGAUCGAGGCGCUCGCCGACCUCAGCUCGCUCUCCAUCAACAGCGACCGCUCCAACUCGGCCUCCUCCGCCGACUUCCCGGCCGCCGACGAGGACGACUCGGUGUCCUCCUCCAUCGGCCGCCGGAGCAGCGCCUACCGCUCGCUCCGGAGCAUCCGCGAGAUCGACCUCCUCCCUGACGACGCCGUCGCCGACCUACGCACCAUCGCAUCCCGCAUGGCCGCCGCCGGCUACGGCCGCGAAUGCAUGCAGGUGUACGCCUCCGUCCGCAAGCCGGCCGUCGACGCCUCCCUGCGCCGGCUGGGCGUCGAGCGGCUCAGCAUCGGCGACGUCCAGCGCCUCGAGUGGGACUCCCUCGAGGCCAAGAUCCGCCGCUGGAUCCGAGCCGCCCGCGCCGCCGUCCGCGGCGUCUUCGCCAGCGAGCGCCGCCUCUGCUUCCACAUCUUCCACGACCUCCCCAUUUCCAGCAACACCAUCUCCGCUGCCGCCCCCGCCACGCACGACACCCCCUUCGCCGAGGCGGUGAAGGGCGCCGCGCUGCAGCUGUUCGGCUUCGCCGAAGCAAUCAGCAUCGGCCGCCGCUCGCCUGAGAAGCUCUUCAAGAUCAUAGACCUCCAUGACGCGCUCUCCGACCUCCUCCCCGACGUUUCCGACAUUUUCGCAGCCUCCAAGGCUGCGGAGACCAUAUACGUGCAGGCCAUCGAGAUCCGGUCGCGCCUCGCCGACGCCGUGCGAGGGACACUCUCGGAGUUCGAGAACGCCGUGCUCCGCGACCCGCCCAAGACCGCGGUGCCUGGCGGUACCGUCCACCCGCUCACUCGGUAUGUGAUGAACUAUAGCAGCCUCAUUUGCGACUACAAGGCCACGCUCUCGGAGCUGAUCGUAUCUCGGCCAUCAGCUAGUGCGCGUCUUGUUGCUGAGGGCAAUGAGCUCGCGCCGUCCUUGGCCGACCUCGAGCUCCCUGAGCUUGAGAACCAGUUGCCACUUGCCGUUCACAUUGUCUGGAUCAUUGUUGUUCUCGAACACAACCUGGAGGGCAAGGCGUCACUCUACAAGGAUCCAGCUCUCUCGCAUUUGUUCAUGAUGAACAAUGUACACUAUAUUGUGCACAAGGUGAAAGAUUCGCCAGACCUCUGGAGCAUGAUUGGUGAUGACUACUUGAAACGGCUUACUGGAAAGUUCACAAUGGCGGCCACGAACUACCAGCGGACCUCAUGGUUGAAGAUCUUGAAUUGUUUGCGUGAUGAGGGACUCCAUGUAAGUGGUGGCUUUUCAUCAGGGAUAUCCAAGUCGGCGUUGCGGGAGCGGUUCAAGUCCUUCAAUGUUGUGUUUGAGGAGGCGCAUAGGGUGCAGUCUGGUUGGUGUGUGCCAGACAACCAGCUGAGGGAGGAGCUAAGGAUCUCAAUAGCUGAGAAGCUGCUGCCUGCAUACCGGUCAUUCCUUGGCAGGUUUCGACAUCAUAUAGAGAACGGGAAGCAUCCAGAGCUGUACAUCAAGUACUCAGUUGAGGACCUUGAGAUAGCUGUGGGUGAUUUCUUUGAGGGAGUUCCUCCUUCCCCACAUAGUAGGAGGAGAUCACAUGGAUGAAAGACUUGUAUGUCAAGCAUUUGACUGUUGUUGCUAUUUAUUCUUUUAUUCUUCACACGGAAGCCGGUGCUGGCAUAUGGGGCUCUAAUUUCCCUGUUCUGAUACUUGAGAAUUGAGAGUAUAGUUGGUUGAUCUUCAAGCAGAGACAGUUGAAUUCAUUUUGGCAUCUUGUUGAAGCUCUCAAUUGCCUCCAUGGUUCUUCCUCUGUAAGCAAACUUGUUCAUCUGUUAUACUAUUAUUACAUAAAUUUUGCAAGUAGCAUGUCCAUAUAGGAAAUUAUUUCGGUAAUGUUGGAUAAUUGGAACUCAUGGCAUUUCAGCCUGUGUCUUGCAUUAACUUUUGUUGUCCUUUUCAUGUUAACAGCUAUCCAAAGUGUCUAUGCUUUGUGGAUUAGAUGUAAAAAGAUUUAUGUUACUCUCAUGUA